Columba livia (rock pigeon) is the source of this 5077-nucleotide messenger RNA. It is a transcript of the gene SACK1G, whose product is annotated as family with sequence similarity 83 member G. Gene Ontology annotation, molecular function: protein kinase binding. The coding region runs from base 671 to 3325 and encodes 884 amino acids. Gene Ontology annotation, cellular component: nucleus; cytosol. The record is from RefSeq and is a predicted model, not a curated record. Gene Ontology annotation, biological process: BMP signaling pathway. NCBI's taxonomy places the organism in Eukaryota, Metazoa, Chordata, Aves, Columbiformes, Columbidae. The transcript is spliced from 5 exons.
AGGGCGGAGCGAUGAUUCACUCUUCUGCUUUUCCUCUUUUCACUUCUUGCUCUUACCUGUCCGGCCCGGCACUGUGUGUGCUGGCAGGAGCCCGAAAUAACCGACCAGGGCAAUGCACAAGAGGCUGAUGGAGACGCUUGCUGCCGCAAAACCCACCAGCUGACCCAGUUCUCCAGAAACGAUAACCCGGGACAGCGUCUGGGCUGAGAAAUCCUGCUUUUCUCUGCUCCCUAUUAAGCCUUUUUGUUUGUUCGUUUGUUUUCCACUUUUUCUUUUAUCCGGUAUUAUUGUUGUCUUGAAAGAGUGGAGGAUGAGAAGAGCGUGGAGCCGGAGGUAGAGGACCUUCCCGGUGGCGUGUGCCUGCCCGGGGCCAUCUCUGCCCCGCAGCCCCAGCUGUGGGAAGCUCCAGGUUUUCCUCGCUGGCAGAGCCAGGAGCAAGUGAGAAACCGAAUCCUCCUCCCUGGCCAAGAAGAGCUCCAGCGUGGCAGGAGCCGGUGGAGAAAGGAGCAGAACAUUUCCCCAGCUGCGCAUUGAGCCGGUGAGGGCAAAGCCAAGCAAAUCGUGUAUUUAAAGACUGGGGAAUAAUUGAUUCCUUAUUUAUUGUUGACGUCCGGUGCUUACUGGAGGUAUAGAGCUCCCUUCGGAGAGGGCACCGGUGUGCACGGUCACCAUGGCUUUCUCCCAGGUGCAGUGCCUGGACGACAGCCACGUCAACUGGAGGUCCAGCGAGUCCAAACCCGAGUUCUUCUACAGUGAGGAGCAACGCCUGGCCCUGGAGGCACUGGCCUCCCGUGGCCCUGAUGCCUUCUAUGAGGUCCUGAAGAAGGAGAACAUCAGGGAUUUCCUCUCUGAGCUGGAGCUAAAGAAGAUCCUGGACACUCUGGAGACGUACGACCCCGGCUCUGAGUACAUCCCACGUCAUGGCAGCAGCACGGGGGACAACGAAGGUGACCACAACAGCCAAGGGGAUGAGCAGGACGUGGCCCCCUCCCUGGAGUACUGGCCCCAGCGGUCCGACCGCUCCAUCCCCCAGCUGGACCUGGGCUGGCCCGAGACCAUUGCCUACCGUGGUGUCACCCGCGCCACCGUCUACAUGCAGCCACCCAUCGAGGGGCAAGCGCACAUCAAGGAGGUGGUGCGGAAGAUGAUCUGCCAGGCUCAGAAGGUCAUCGCGGUAGUCAUGGACAUGUUCACCGAUGUUGACAUCUUCAAAGACCUCCUGGAUGCGGGUUUCAAGAGGAAAGUGGGAGUCUACAUCAUUUUGGAUGAGACCAACGUGAAGCACUUCCUUCAGAUGUGCGAGCGAGCCCACAUGCAUGCCGGACACUUGAAGAACCUGCGAGUCCGGAGCACGGGGGGGACAGAGUUUUUCACACGUUCAGCCACCAAGUUCAAAGGGGUUUUGGCCCAGAAGUUCAUGUUUGUGGAUGGGGACCGAGCCAUGUGUGGAUCCUACAGCUUCACCUGGUCUGCAGCCAGGACAGAUCGAAACGUCAUCACAGUCCUCUCGGGCCAAGUGGUGGAGGCAUUCGACAAGCAGUUCCAGGAGCUCUACCUCAUGUCCAAGGGAGUGAGCCUCAAGUCCAUCUCCAUGGGCGAAGAGCCUGAACCCGAGCCCGUAACACUGCCGUCUGUCGUGCCGGUGACCCCCGCCAAUGCUGUGGUGAAGAAGCUGAUCAACCCUAAAUAUGCCCUGGUGAAGGCCAAGAGUGCUGACCAGAUCAGCAAGACUUCAUCUGAGAACCAGGAUAAAAACCAGAAGACUGACAACAAAGGCAAAGGCCUGCCCGAGGGCCAGGCAGGUGACAGACAUGGUGACACAGCAGACCUCUCCCUCCUCAUCCACCCUGGCCUCCUGAACCUGGAGAAAGCCAACAUGUUUGACUAUCUGCCCACCUGGGUCGAGCCUGACCCCGAGCCCGGGAGCGAAGUCUUGGGCUACAUCAACAUUAUUGACCCCAACAUAAAGAACGUGAAGCUCUCACAGAUGAACCGCAUCAAAGUCUGCGAUGUCUCCCAGGCCAGCGCCCAGCACCGGCAGAUGCUGAAGAACAGGGAGAUGGAGAUGAAGAAAAACUCCGAUCAAGAGCCACCUCUGGUGUCUCCCUGCCAAAGACAGACCCCGCAGACCCCCAUGGAAGCUCCUGCAGCCCCCGCUACCAGCCCCAUUGAAGGCACCAGCUGGACAAUGAAGCAGACAGGCAUGUUUGCCACUUCACCAUUGGGCCACCGCUUGAAGCCACCAGAGGAGACACCGGAGGACAUCAAGCCCCUGGUUCCAAAGCCAAGGACAAUUCCCGUUGGUGUUCUCGUGACCAAAGUCAUUACACCCUGUGACAGCAACACUGCCCCAGAGAGUGACACACAACCACCACUGGCCAACCACGCGGGCACAAAGCAGGAUCUCGAAGAGAACCCCAAAGGAGCUUCAAUGGAGACCUGCCAUGUCCAGCCAGACCGGCCAGUGGCAGGGCCACAGGAGGACAAAGGGCCACCCUGUGCCCACAAUGGGGUGGGAGAAGAGGAGGAAGAGGAGGAAGAGGAGUACAUCACUCUCAGUGACCAGGAGAGCUACUCCAGCAGCUCUGCUGACCACAGCUACCGCCGCUCCAAUGCCUCCUCCAUCUCAGAUGAAUAUUUUGAGGUGAGGGAUCGCUACGGGCCACUCCGGCGAACCAACUCGGACGUCACCCACAACGGGGAGAUCCUUCCCAUCCAGAGGAAGCUCAGUGACCCUCACAUCAGCCGGGGCACCUUCCUCAGCCCUCUGGGAAGCCUCCCAUCCCUGAAGCACGUCCGCAUGGAGGACAUGACCAAGAGGAGGAGUAACGCCGUGGAGAUUAGGUGUGUGCUGCCACGCACUGUCCUGGAUGGCAACAGCUCCUACCCCAGCAGUGCCACACAGGGGACGCACAUCUACCGCUACCAAUCCAGGAACCCCGUGGGCAGAGAACAAGGCAAGGAGGUCUCCUGCUCCCCCACACACGAGAAACACCUCGGGGCCACCAAAUACAGAGGGGAUGGAGCCGAACCCAAAAAGACCGUUGCAGGCAGCCAGCCUUACUGGCAGAGCAAAGCCUUCAGCCCCAGCAAGCCCACCCAGCCUGGCCAUCUCUCCCCAGGCAACCCCAAAGCAUCAAGCAAACGCUUAACCUCCCUGCCAGAAAGCCAGAAGACAACGGAGGAGAUGAGGACACCCCUUGGCAUCCCUCUCUCCAAACUGUCGCAGUCCAAGCACCUCAAGAACAGGGUUGCAGGAAACACAGGUGCUUCUAUUGACUCCAAAAAGCAGCCCCCUGAGACCACUGGCCAGAAGGACCACUAGGCACUGAUGCAGGUGGACUCGUGUGGUGAGAACGGUGGUAGAGCGUGCCUGGAGCCCAGGCAACGCUGUGUUACAUGGGGCAGGGGAUUCUUGUUUACAUUUACCUGGUCAGUGCACCAGUACCACAUGGCCAUGAUGGACAACCCAAAAGUCAUCCCAGUCCAGGGCAGGUCUCCAGAGAUCGGGUCUCGGAAAAGGUGCAUUGCGUCCGCUCUGGGCAGGUGACAGGUAGCGUUGGGAACGAUCUUGGAUGGUAUGGCUUUUAAAUAGGCCUCUUCCAGGUUGGGGUAACCUCCAAUCUCAUUAAAAGCUGGAAAGUAUGGUUGGGGGAGGCUGGUCAGAGUCGAGCGAAACCCAGUGGCCUCUGAGAUCAGCUGGCAAAACGCUCGCCAAGUUGUUAGCUCAGAAGUACUGCCUGGAGAGUGAGGGCUGGUUCGUUAUUGUGUUUUCUUCUAGUUAUUUAAGAGACUCUUCUAUUGACAUUUUGCACAGCAGGUCCCAUUACAGUCCACCCUCCCUUUGGAGGGUGAUCCAUGUCCUGGGAAAAAGGCUUUUCAAGGGACCCAUCUCUUUCGACUUCGUACUGUAAAAGCAACCUGUUUGUUAAAGCACCCCAGUCCCAGAGCAGGGGAAACUCUCCUAGGACUAUUAAAAUGCAAGAUUAGGUAGCCUUUGACUUGGUAUAUUACAGCUUAAGGUGCCUUGGCACAAGUCUCCAGCCAAAUCUUUUUUACUCCUCCACAGCACCCCCAAACACAGCUCCAUCCCCAAACCUCCAGCACCCAGAGGAGGAGAAAACAAACAAACAAACAAAAAGAAGACACUUCCCUGUAUUUUUCUUAGGAAAUGGGAUCUCAGGUCUGGGUCUCAGCCAUGAACAAGCCCUGGCAAGCAAGGCUCCGAGCCCUCACAGCUGCCUUGGCUCCCUCCCGCACCACAACCACCAGCAGCAGCUGCCGAACCCCCAGGCUCUGCCCUGGCCCCCAGUGCCUCCCCACUCCAGGGGGAGCAGGGGCUGAACGCUGCUUGUAGCUCCCCAGUACCUCUGGCAGGUGAAUUUCGGAGCCAGAGGCAUCACUUUUUGGAGGAGGGAGGAAUGGAAGGCACCCUCCCUGCUCCCCCCACAGCCACCCACGCAGCAAGUGCAUCAACACCCCCAUGCCCACAGCAGCUGCUGGCGCUCAGGAAAAGGGAAAAGGGUUUGGGGUCUUGGUGGAUCUCACAGAGGGGAGACUCCAGACAAGACCCAUGACCAUCCCUCAGUGUGUUUCGCCCUCUCUGGUCCGGCUGUUGCAUCCCGCAUCCCUCCCGCCUGUGGGCUGCAGUCCAGACCCUCAACUCAGUCUCCCUCGACGUGGCAGCGUGAGGUGGGAACGUGCUCCUGAGCAGCUGCCCUCCCACAGGAUCACACCCAUGAGCUGCUGUCUUUAAACCAAACAAAUCCCUCAGGCAUCGGGUGCUGGACACCAGGAUCAGCAUCACAUGCCAGCUUGGGCAAAUCCCAAUUUCCAAGACGUCCAUCAUGCUCCAUUGUCCCUUCCCACCCAAGGGCAGCCCUUUCUCUGCAGCCCUGCCAGUGUCAUCACCAACCCACACUCCUGUCCCCAUCCCAGGACAUCUCCCCAAUCUGAGGCUUUUGGGGAGUUUGCAAAGGGGCGUCAUCCACCAUACACCUCCUUUGCAGACCAACCCCCCAUAUUUCACAGGGAGUCAGCAUUUCUAUAAUAAACUCCUCUUGCUCUUGUGCAAGCA